AUGUGUUUUCAACAGCAUACCGAAGAGUGGCUGCCAUCAACAAAGUCCUCAUCGCCAUCACCAUCAUCAUUAUUAACAGCAACACCAACUCAGAGCAACUUAAAAACUAUUUCUCAUUCAUCAUUACCCACAACAACAAGAACACAAGAAGCAGCACCAGCAAUAACAACAACAGCAGCUACAAAAGCAAAUGCAACUGAAACAAUUUUAGCCACAUUAAAGAGAGUGCCAGACUUUGUGAGUUGUAGCCACGCUACAACCACUUCCACAUCGUCAACAACAAGAAGAAGAUGGCAACACCAACAGAAUCACCAACAAGAACGAGUGGGGAAGCAGCAACACAUUAAGGCAAUAAUGCCACCACCCACACGCAAUACUCCCACACGCAUUCUCCCGCAUCACCCACUCUUGAUACUCUUAGCCAUCAUCUGCCUUACAGUACAAAUCUCCAGUGCGUAUCUGAUAAUUGUCCAUGAGGAUGCAGCACCUGGUACGGUGAUAUUCAAUGCAUCGGUAUAUAAAUUGGGCUCGGAGCGCCAUUACAAAAUUAAUGCCCACAAAUCGGCCCAUUUUGUACAUCAUCUAGUCUCGGUCAAUCACAAAGACGGUCAGAUACAAUUGAAGAAAUCACUGAAAUGUGAUGGAAUCUAUUAUCCGAAUCUGUUCACAUUCUAUGUGGACUCAACGUCGAAUCGUUUGCGUAGCAUCGACUAUUACAGUCUGCCCAUAAGGAUAUUUGUGUCGGGGCAUACAUGUAACGAGGAUAGGCGGGUGGAGGAGGAGAUUCAUGGUCGGCAUUAUGAGGAGGAGGAUACGGGCUAUUCAAAGCGACGACGUCGAAGAAGAUUUAUCGAAGAAUUGGAUCCUUUGGAGGAAUACGAACGUAGCUAUGGCGAAUUUCGUGAUACCAAUAAACAAAGCAAUACGUUAGGAGCGUUAGGAGCCACAUAUAACCACAAUCACUCGCUUAGUGAAUUUCGUGAUGGUGAUUUAAUAUUCGGCAAUUCAUUUGACAAUGAAAUGCGUCAUCGCAUAUUGAGUCGUAAACGAAGAUCAAUGUUGACACUCGAAACAUCCUCGGCCUCCAUUGCUGCAUCCCAAUCGGCCAGCAAUUUACAUCGUCGCAUAUCAGAAGCCAAACAAUGGAUAUCCGAAACUUACGCCUCCUAUGCCAUACAUACCACCGAUAAAUGGAAUCAAAUCUGCCUGCGGAAAUCUCAAUUCAUUAACAAUCUGAAUGCCUUUCUGCCCCGCUCGAUAUGUCAACACUGCAAGGUGAACUUCCUCGAUGUAAACGAUGAACGUUUUGUUAUUGAACAUCAAAAUCGCGACUUGGUGGCAAGCCGUGAUGUCUGCAUUCACGAAUCGAUGUGGAAAGUUAGCAUAACCUUUAACAUUCGCUGUGAUCGUAGCGACAUUGUCGAUUCCGACCAUCGUCUGAAAAUUGUCUACCAUUAUCAGGAAUUUAAUGACACAGAUAUUGCAAAAAGGGUACGUCGAGAGCUACGCAAUCAAUCGCCAUAUUUUGAACAGGCCCUCUACGUGGCCUCGGUGUUGGAAGAACAGCCGGCAGGCUCAAGUGUGACCACCGUUCGUGCCCGUGAUCCUGAAGAUUCUCCGGUUGUUUACUCCAUGGUUUCUCUGUUGGAUUCACGUUCUCAGUCUUUGUUUAAGGUGGAUUCACGUACCGGUGUAGUUACCACUUCGGCAAGUUUGGAUCGUGAAUUAAUGGAUGUCCAUUAUUUUCGUGUGGUAGCCACCGAUGAUAGUUUUCCUCCCAGAUCGGGAACGACGACGUUGCAGGUUAAUGUUUUAGAUUGUAAUGAUCAUAGCCCUACCUUUGAGGCGGAACAAUUUGAGGCAUCGAUACGUGAAGGUGCCACAGUGGGAUCCACAGUUAUCACUUUGAGGGCAACGGAUCAGGAUAUUGGAAAAAAUGCUGAAAUUGAUUAUGGCAUUGAAAGUAUAACGGACGGUACUGGAACCCUGCAAGAUCAAGAAAUCCCUAUAUUCCGCAUCGAUGCUCGAACUGGUGUAAUUGCCACGCGCACUUCGCUGGAUCGCGAAACAUCGGAUAGUUAUAAUAUUAUUGUGACCGCUUCGGAUAUGGCUUCGGCACAAAGUGAACGUAAAACAGCCACAGCCAGUGUUUUAGUAAAAAUCCUGGAUGACAAUGAUAAUUAUCCGCAAUUUAGUGAACGCACCUAUACAGUCCAAGUACCCGAAGAUCAAUGGGGUGAUGAUAAUGUCGUCGCGCAUAUACGUGCCACCGAUGCUGAUCAGGGUAAUAAUGCGGCGAUACGUUAUGCCAUAAUAGGUGGUAAUACCCAAUCUCAAUUUUCCAUCGAUUCGAUGAGUGGAGAUGUUAGUUUGGUCAAGCCCCUGGAUUAUGAAAGCGUUCGCAGUUAUCGUUUGGUAAUACGGGCUCAAGAUGGUGGCAGUCCUUCGAGAAGUAAUACCACCCAGCUGCUGGUUAAUGUCAUCGAUACGAAUGAUAAUGCCCCGCGUUUUUAUACAUCACAAUUUCAAGAAUCGGUACUGGAAAAUGUCCCGGUGGGUUAUAAUAUUAUCCGGGUGCAGGCCUAUGACAGUGAUGAAGGUUCAAAUGCUGAAAUAACUUAUAGCAUAUCGGAACGUGAUGAUAAUUUUCCCUUGGCUGUGGAUCCACGUUCGGGUUGGGUUCAUACCAUAAAACAGCUGGAUCGUGAGGAGCAGAAUCGUUUUGCAUUUCAAGUUAUCGCCAAAGAUGGUGGGGUGCCACCUAAAUCGGCUAGCUCUACAGUGGUGAUAACUGUGCAGGAUGUGAAUGACAAUGACCCGGUUUUCAAUCCUAAAUACUAUGAAGCAAAUGUGGGUGAGGAUCAGCCACCAGGAACACCAGUGUGUACGGUGACAGCCACUGACCCAGAUGAGGACAGUCGUUUGCAUUAUGAAAUUACAUCGGGUAAUACGAGAGGUCGAUUUGCCAUAACUUCGCAGAAUGGUCGAGGAUUGAUUACGAUUGCCCAGUCUUUGGACUAUAAGCAAGAAAAGAGAUUUUUGCUGACCAUAACUGCCACCGAUUCGGGAGGAAGGGCAGAUACAGCCACGGUCAAUAUAAAUAUUACGGAUGCCAAUAACUAUGCACCGAUUUUCGAAAAUGCUCCCUAUAGUGCUUCGGUAUUUGAAGAUGCUCCAAUUGGCACAACGGUUUUGGUUGUCUCCGCCACCGAUAGCGAUGUGGGUAUUAAUGCCCAAAUAACAUAUUCGUUGAAUGAGGAAAGCAUAAAUGGUCUAGGGAGUCCAGAUCCUUUCUCCAUAAAUCCGCAAACUGGAGCAAUUGUCACAAAUGCUUUGCUGGAUAGGGAAACGACAAGUGGAUAUUUACUGACCGUCACAGCCAAGGAUGGUGGUAAUCCUUCGUUGAGUGAUACCACAGAUGUGGAGAUAAGUGUUACCGAUGUCAAUGAUAAUCCGCCACAUUUUAAGAAUCCUCUCUAUCAAGCCUCAAUUUUGGAAGAUGCCUUGGUGGGUACCUCAGUAUUGCAAAUUGCUGCAACUGAUCCCGAUAUUGGUUUGAAUGGACGCAUUAAAUAUUUACUCAGCGAUCGUGAUGUGGAAGAUGGUUCAUUUGUUGUCGAUCCCACUUCGGGUACCAUACGUACGAAUAAAAAUUUAGAUCGUGAAAGUGUGGCCAUAUAUCAUCUGACAGCCAUUGCUGUCGACAAAGGAUCACCGCCCAUGUCCAGCACUGUGGAGGUACAAAUUCGGCUGGAAGAUGUUAAUGAUUCUCCACCGACAUUCCCCUCGGAUAAAAUUACGUUAUAUGUACCCGAAAAUUCUCCUGUAGGCUCAGUGGUUGGUGAAAUCCAUGCCCAUGAUCCGGAUGAGGGAGUGAAUGCUGUGGUCCAUUAUAGCAUAAUUGGUGGUGAUGAUUCAAAUUCAUUUUCCUUGGUUACCCGCCCGGGUUCGGAAAGGGCCCAAUUGCUGACAAUGACGGAACUGGAUUAUGAAUCGAAUCGCAAGAGAUUUGAAUUGGUGAUACGUGCUGCCUCCCCACCAUUGAGGAAUGAUGCCCAUGUUGAAAUUUUAGUUACAGAUGUAAACGAUAAUGCCCCCGUGUUGAGAGACUUCCAAGUGAUUUUCAAUAACUUCCGUGACCAUUUCCCCAGUGGUGAUAUUGGACGCAUUCCCGCCUUUGAUGCCGAUGUUAGUGAUAAGCUAACCUAUCGCAUACUGUCGGGAAAUAAUGCAAAUUUAAUACGAUUGAAUCAAACAACAGGAGGCUUGAGUCUGAGUCCUCAGCUAAAUACCAAUGUACCGAAAUUUGCCACCAUGGAGGUAUCGGUCACCGAUGGCAUCAAUGAGGCCAAGGCCAUUAUGCAAUUGGCCGUAAGGUUGAUUACAGAAGAUAUGCUUUUCAAUUCGGUAACAGUGCGCUUGAAUGAAAUGACUGAGGAGGCCUUCCUCUCACCCCUGCUGAAUUUCUUUUUGGAUGGCCUGGCAGCCAUAAUACCCUGCCCCAAGGAGAAUAUUUUCAUCUUCUCUAUACAAGAUGACACGGAUGUCACUUCGCGUAUUUUAAAUGUUAGCUUUUCGGCGAAACGUCCUGAUGUAUCUCACGAGGAGUUCUAUACACCACAAUAUCUGCAGGAGAGGGUGUAUUUGAAUCGUGCCAUAUUGGCAAGAUUGGCCACAGUGGAGGUGUUGCCAUUCGAUGAUAACCUCUGUGUGCGGGAACCCUGCUUGAAUUUUGAAGAAUGUUUGACGGUAUUGAAAUUCGGCAAUGCCUCAGAUUUUAUACACAGCGACACGGUACUGUUCCGCCCAAUUUAUCCUGUCAACACCUUUGCCUGUUCCUGCCCUGAAGGUUUCACCGGCAGCAAGGAACAUUAUCUCUGCGAUACCGAAGUAGAUCUUUGCUAUUCCGAUCCCUGUCAAAAUGGUGGUUCCUGUAUGCGACGAGAGGGUGGCUAUACGUGUGUUUGUCCACCCAGCCAUACGGGCGUGAAUUGUGAAACUGAUAUUAAAAAAUUGAAACCCUGCAUGUCGGACAUAUGUGAGGGUGGUCUAUCGUGUAUGAAUAACUAUAUGACCAGCCAACCACCCCCAUACACGGCCACAUGUGAAUUACGUUCACGCUCAUUCUCACGCAACUCCUUCCUCACCUUUGAGAGUAUGAAACAGAGACAUCGCUUCAAUAUUAAAUUACGCUUCGCCACGGUCCAUGAGAAUGGUCUACUGCUCUACAAUGGGCGUUAUAAUGAACUGCAUGAUUUUGUGGCCUUGGAAAUUGUCCAGGGCCAUGUCACGUUCACCUUCUCCCUUGGGGAUCGCAGCGAAAAAGUGGCAGUAUUCCAACAAAGUAAAGUAUCCGAUGGCCAGUGGCAUGAGGUGGAGGUGAAUUAUUUGAAUCGCACCGUGACUCUUAUUGUGGAUGCCUGUGAUACGGCCGUGGCCUUGGCUGGUAAUUUCGGUGACAAAUGGAAUUGUGCCAAUCAAACCACUUUGAAGCUGGACAAGAGAUGUUCUCUGCUCACAGAGACAUGUCAUAGAUUUUUGGAUCUCACAGGACCCCUGCAAAUUGGUGGUUUGCCUCGCAUUCCCGCCCACUUCCCCAUCGAUAAUCAAGAUUAUGUUGGCUGUAUUUCCGAUUUGAGAAUCGAUGAACGUUAUAUUGAUCUGAAUUCCUAUGUAGCAGAUAAUGGCACAAUUUCUGGAUGUCCUCAACGCAAUCCGCUAUGUUCUUCAGAACCCUGCUUCAAUGGUGGUGCUUGCCAUGAAGGUUGGAAUACCUAUACCUGUGAAUGUCCGGAGGGUUAUGCUGGUAAUAAUUGUCAGGAGACAAUACCAGCCCCUUGGCGUUUCUCUGGAGAUGGUAGCUUGAGUUUCAAUCCUCUUCUGAGACCAAUACAAAUGCCUUGGGUAACAUCGCUGGCCAUAAGGACCCGACAACGUAAUGCCUUCCUUCUGCAAAUACAAAUUGGACAGAAUAGUUCCGCGGUGAUAUGUCUCAAGGAUGGCAUCCUUUAUUAUAUUUUUGAUAAUGAACCGAUGUUUUUGGCUGGCGCGUUUUUGGCGGAUGGAGAAUGGCAUCGUGUGGAAAUAAAAUGGAUGGGCUCAGAAAUUUCAUUCUCUGUAGAUUUUGGUCAGCGCACAGGAGCGGUGCCGAUAUCACAAAAAAUCCAGGGUCUCUAUGUGGGAAAAAUUGUCAUCGGCAGUCCGGAUAGUUCUAUUGGUCAUGUAGAUGAUUUGUUAUCGUAUGAAGGUUGUAUCCAGGAAGUAAGGAUUGGAGCCUCACAGGCCGUAUUGUCCAGGCCCACCAUACGUGAAAAUGUUGAAGAUGGUUGUCUCUCAAAGGCCGAGUGCCCCGUCACCUGUCCACCACAUUCUAGUUGUACCACUUCCUGGGAUCAUGCGGAGUGUGAGUGUCUCCCAGGUUACGUGGGACCUGAUUGCCUACCCAUUUGUACCGUGAAGCCCUGUGCAGCGGGAGUUUGUCGAGCAAACAUCAGCGAACCUAAAGGAUAUCACUGCGAAUGUAACUCAACCUAUCAACAUGGAGAGUAUUGUGAAAAGACUGUGCAACAACCCUGCCCCGGCGGUUGGUGGGGUGAAAAGGUGUGUGGACCCUGCAAAUGUAAUGUCAAGCAAGGUUAUCAUCCCGAUUGCCACAAGACCACCGGACAAUGUCAUUGUAAAACAAAUCAUUAUCAGCCACCGAAUGAGACAGCCUGUAUACCAUGUGAUUGCUACUCCAUUGGAUCUUUUAGUAGUGCCUGUAAUCCGUUGACGGGUCAGUGUGAAUGCAGAGAGGGUGUAAUUGGUCGUCGUUGUGAUUCGUGUUCUAACCCUUAUGCCGAAGUGACCUUAAAUGGUUGUGAAGUGGUGUACGAUGCUUGCCCUAGAUCUUUUGCUGCAGGAGUGUGGUGGCCUAGAACUCCCUUGGGUAGUACCACUGUGGAAAAUUGCCCUAGCCCCUCUAAGGGAAAGGGUCAGAGGACCUGUGAUGGCUUGUCUGGAGGUUGGAAUACACCCGAUAUGUUUAAUUGCACUUCGGAACCUUUUGUGGAGCUGAGGAAACAACUUUCUCAGUUGGAAAAAUUGGAAUUGGAGUUAAAUUCCUUUGUGGCCAUAAAGACUGCAGAAAAUCUACAAAAAGCCUGUACCACUGUAGAUCGCAGUUCCAAGGUCCAUAAGAAACCCCUGACCAAAGAUCAUAGGCGUUAUAAAAUGGAAUCAUCCUUCCUGCUAAAUGAAAACAACAAUGUUUGGUCCCACGAAUUGGAAAUGGAAUAUCUUUCGGAUGAAAUGAAAUUCUCCCAUGAUCGCCUCUACGGAGCAGAUCUCCUGGUCACCGAGGGAUUACUGCAGGAACUAAUUAAUUAUGAACUAAUGCAGAAUGGUUUAAAUUUGACGCAUUCUCAGGAUAAAUAUUUCAUCAAAAAUCUUGUUGAGGCUGCCAGUGUUAUUUUGGAUCGUAAAUAUUCUUCGGAGUGGAAACGGGCCUCAGAGCUAAUACAACGUGGACCCGAUGAUCUCCUUGAUGCCUUCAAUAAAUAUAUGGUUAUAUUGGCAAGAUCUCAACACGACACCUACACCAAUCCUUUCGAAAUUGUACAACCCAAUAUGGCUUUUGGUUUGGAUAUUGUCACUGCAGAAUCGCUAUUUGGCUAUGAACCCGAACAGCUAAGUGAAUAUCAUAAAACUAAAUAUUUCAAACCGAAUGCCUUCACCACGGAAAGUAUUAUUUUACCCGAUACCAGUGGGUUUCUACAACAUUCGGCAAAGCAGAAACCGGUUAUUACCUUCCCCAAAUACAACAAUUACAUUCAGGAUAAAAGUAAAUUUGAUAAAUACACGAAGGUCUUGGUUCCGCUGGAUAUGUUGGGUAUUACACCCCCUGAGAGUAAUGAAGUGACCUAUGGCACCAAUGAUUAUAAGGCCAUAAUCUCAUAUGCCCAAUACAAAGAUGUGGGCCAGCUACUUCCCGAUAUGUUUGAUGAAACCAUUACCCGACGUUGGGGUGUUGACAUAGAAGUUGCCUCGCCAAUACUUUCCUUGGCAAUUUUGGUACCCUCCACAGAGGCUGAGGAGAAACGCAUCGAAAUUCCCUAUCGUAAAAUCUCGUCACAAAAGACCUAUUCCGCCACAGGCUCAAGUGAACAGGAAUUCAUAGAAGUCUUUGAUGUACCCAAGAAACAUGGCAGUGGAAGUCAAGCCUCAUCCAAUUCGGCCAGUGAGGAGCAUAUGAUUGAGAAUAUACGCAUAACGGCACAUGAAAUUCCACCAGCAUCGUCCUCCUCCUCGUCAUCAUCGUCAAGGGAACAUGACAGCAACGAGGCCAUGGAAAUAGAAGAUCCCGAAGAACCCCAUUUGAAUGUGCGCUUUGAUGAUAACAUUGAAUUCCAUGGUAAUUCGGGAGAAGAGGUGAUAAAUUCUCCCGAAGAUAUGGGUCAUUAUGAUCAGUCGCAGGAACAGCAAAUUCACUCCCACGAACAUGAUGAUCACUCCGAUAUGAAUCCAAGUAAGGGUGAAAAUGAAGCCUUCUAUCGCAAUCGUCGUUUGGUUAAACGUCAAGUGGAGGUUAUCUAUCCCAGUGAGCAGUCCCAGAAGGCGCAACACCUUUCAUUUAGAUCCUUGGGAUCGCCACAUCUCUCACAGCCCAUAAAACUGCAAAUGUGGUUGGACAUUGAGCCAGGACGUUUUGGACCACGUUCCAAUCCACAAUGUGUGCGCUGGAAUUCCUUUACCAAUCAAUGGACCCGCCUAGGCUGUCAAACCGAUAUACCCGAUUAUGAUAAUAUCCACUUACACAUGCCGAGCAACUCAAACAAUAAUGGAGGAGCUUCUGGAUCGCCCCAACCACCACCCAUAUUGGUCAACUGCACCUGCACCCAUAUCUCCAAUUAUGCUGUCAUUGUUGAUGUUAUCGAUCCCGAGGAUAUACCCGAACCAUCACUGCUCGUCCAAAUCACUUCAUAUUCCGCCUUCCUCGUUUCGCUGCCCGUCCUUUUGAGCGUCCUGAUUGCAUUGGCCCUGUUGCGUGGCCAACAGACCAACUCAAAUACCAUUCAUCAGAACAUUGUCCUGUGUGUCUUCUUUGCCGAAUUGCUGUUCUUUGUCGGCAUGCAAUCACGUCGUAAUUUGCUCGAAAACGAAUUCCCCUGCAAGCUGAUUGCGAUUUGUUUGCAUUAUUUCUGGUUGGCCGCCUUCGCCUGGACGACGGUGGACUGUGUGCAUUUGUAUCGUAUGCUAACGGAGAUGCGUGAUAUUAAUCAUGGUCCGAUGGGUUUCUACUUUGCCAUGGGUUAUGGUGCGCCCGCUAUCGUUGUUGGCUUAUCGGUGGGUGUGCGUGCUCACGAAUAUGGAAAUAGUCUGUUCUGUUGGUUAUCCGUUUACGAACCUGUUGUGUGGUGGCUUGUUGGUCCGAUUGCUGGAAUGUCGGUGGUAAAUCUGCUCAUCCUCUUUGUAUCCGUAAAGGCCGCGUUUACGCUAAAAGAUCAUGUUUUGGGUUUUGGUAAUUUACGUACCCUACUAUGGCUUUCGGUAGUCUCAUUGCCACUAAUGGGCGUAAUGUGGGUCUUGGCGGUACUCGCAGCCUCGGAGAGUUCUCAACUCUUAAGUAUGUUACUCUCAGGAGUUGUAGUACUGCAUGCAGUCUUCUGUCUUGUUGGCUAUUGUAUCAUCAACAAGAGAGUGAGGGAAAAUCUUCAACGAACAUUCCUAAGAUGUAUGGGACGAAAGGUACCUUUACUCGAUUCCUCGAUGGUCGUCAGUAAUAGUUCGCACAAUGUUAAUGGUACAAAUACCCGGCCCAAUAACUUUCUCAAUGCCAACGGUUAUGAUACACAGCGACGAAACGUGGGUAUAAGUGUGUCGAGCACCACAUCGCGUAGUACUGCUAAGACCAGUUCCAGUCCUUAUAGUGAUGGCCAAUUACGCCAGACCUCAACAUCCACCUCGAAUUACAAUUCCAAUUCCGACGCUCCCAGUUUCUUGCGCGGCUUUGACUCAUCCACCACCAGUGGCCAGAGGGAGGGUAAAUCUCGCAGACACCAUCGCAAAGAUUCCGAUUCGGGUUCCGAAACUGAUGGUCGUUCUUUGGAGUUAGCCUCUAGCCAUUCUAGUGAUGAUGAUGAGUCUAGAACGAAUCGUUCUAGCACCACCGGAACAGCCACUUCAACACAUCGCAGCACAGCGGUUAGCAUUACCCCCUCUUACCUGCCCAAUAUCACGGAACAUGUCCAGGCAACCACACCGCCUGAACUGAAUGUUGUACAAAGUCCACAAUUGUUCCCCAGCGUCAAUAAACCAGUCUAUGCUCCUCGAUGGUCCAGUCAACUACCCGAUGCCUAUUUACAAUCACCACCAAAUAUGGGUAGAUGGUCACAAAAUACUGAAUCGGAUAAUGAGCACAUCCAACAUCAUGGACAAAAAAUGACCAUAUCCCCUAAUCCACUGCCUAAUCCGGAUCUCACCGAUACUUCGUAUUUACAACAACAUCACAACAAAAUCAAUAUGACACCCUCGAUAUUGGAAAAUCUACAAAAUGCCCGACCCUCCGAGAGUUAUGAUGCCUUGGAAAGGGAAAGUCUGUAUGGUCGAAGACCUGAUAACUAUGGACAAUAUGACACGAUGCCUGCGAAUAUAACAAAUUAUAAACCACCCAGCCAUUAUGGCAGUGAACAUGAUUACAAUGGAAGUAAUGGCAACAACAGCAAUGGCACAGGGAGCAAUGGCGGCGGUGGUGGCAGUUCCAAUGGCAAUGGUGGCACACAAAUUGUCAAUCACAUGAGAACCUUUAAUAAUGACAAUGCCUAUCUAAGUGAUAGUAUCUAUGAUAAACAAAGAACACUGGGUUCACCAUAUAUGUCCAAAGAUCGUAUCGCUCCUGACAUAUAUGGAUCUCGGGAAAAUCAUUAUAGUCUAAAGAAACAUCAGCCGCCUCCCAUGUAUGGUACCGAUUCGGUGCAUUCGGUACAUUCAUUGCUGCGCAACGAUUAUCAUCAGCAACAACAACAGCAGCAGCAACAACAACAACAACGGCUUCAUCAUCAAGAUCAUCAUUCAGAUCGUUUAUCGGAAAAUUCCGAUAAAAAUGGUUAUCAUUUCCCAUACACUGCCGAAGAGGAUCACCUGACAACAAAUGCACGGAAACUAAGUUUACAACAUUCACAUUCUCCCUCAUUGCAUGGUGGUUCUCAGCAAGUGCUGAAUGGUCAUCAUCCGCAUCAUAUGGCGCCGGGUAUGGUAAAUGAUAUUAAUAAUCCUGGUCUCAUGGGUCGUCAUACAUUGAAUGGUUCACGCCACAGUUCGAGGGGCCCUUCACCGCCAACUUCAAAUAUAGCACCAAUGCAGCCGCUGGCACCCUUAACCAGUAUUACCGAUACAGAGUGA
Musca vetustissima is the source of this 11379-nucleotide messenger RNA. It is a transcript of the gene stan, whose product is annotated as protocadherin-like wing polarity protein stan. Gene Ontology annotation, molecular function: calcium ion binding; G protein-coupled receptor activity. The coding region runs from base 1 to 11379 and encodes 3792 amino acids. Gene Ontology annotation, cellular component: plasma membrane. The record is from RefSeq and is a predicted model, not a curated record. Gene Ontology annotation, biological process: cell surface receptor signaling pathway; G protein-coupled receptor signaling pathway; homophilic cell-cell adhesion. The transcript is spliced from 4 exons. Lineage: Eukaryota; Metazoa; Arthropoda; Insecta; Diptera; Muscidae.